Danio rerio (zebrafish) is the source of this 8540-nucleotide messenger RNA. The record is from RefSeq and is a predicted model, not a curated record. Lineage: Eukaryota; Metazoa; Chordata; Actinopteri; Cypriniformes; Danionidae.
AGCACUCGUCCCACAUCAGCUGGACGGCGGAGCUGCAGUACUGUACAGUCAGGGGAAGCAGCCGAAAUACAGUCAAAGCCAGAAGCUGCUCUCCAUAACGCGGGUGAAAAUGACCCGUGAGUCAGUAAAGAGACUCCUGCUGCUGCUGUGCAUCGGCGGAUCUGUCCACUGCAUGCCACAAUCCGCAGGGAAAAGUAAAAGACAAGCCCAGCAGCAGCAAAUCCACCUGGACACAGUUUACGAAGAGGCCAGGAGUUUAGCCAUCCACGAAAGUGGCUGUAAUGACAACGGUCGUGUUUACAGGAUGAACGAUGAGUGGGAGCGGCCCUACAUGGACAGCACUCUCAAGUGCACUUGUGAGGGAGCUUCAGGGGUCAAGUGUAGAUCCAAACCUGCAGCUGAGGAGUCAUGCUAUGAUAAAUUCAACGCACGUUCCUACCGAGUCGGAGAGACCUACGAGCGACCAAAGGAUAACAUGAUAUGGGACUGUACAUGUAUUGGGUCAGGCAAGGGCAAAAUUAGCUGCACCAUUGCAAAUCGCUGCCAUGAAGGGGGGAAUUCAUACAGAAUUGGGGACACCUGGACACGACCACACGACACUGGAGACUACAUGCUUGAAUGUGUUUGCCUUGGCAAUGGAAAGGGAGAGUGGACUUGUAAACCUGUUGCGGAGCGUUGCUAUGAUGACUCACUGGGAUCUUCAUAUGUGGUUGGUCAGACAUGGCAGAAACCAUAUCAAGGUUGGAUGAUCGUGGACUGCACAUGUUUGGGAGAGGGAAACGGACGCAUCACCUGCACCUCCAGAAACCGCUGCAAUGACCAGGACACCAGAACCUCAUACCGUAUUGGUGAAACCUGGAGCAAAAUUGACUCCAGCGGACACACUCUGCAGUGUCUUUGCACAGGGAACGGUCGUGGGGAGUGGAAGUGUGACAGACAUGCUGCUUCCCAUGUAAUUCCUGCCAUUGGUACUGGAUCUGCAGUGACUCACAGAGUUACACCAGUGAUGAACCAAGUCAACGUCCUGAAUGAACUUAUCGAAGAGGGCAACUGCAAGACCGAUUCUGGGGUGUCCUAUUACAAUGGCAUGAGCUGGAUCAGAACUCAGGGCACCAAGGAGAUGCUGUGCACUUGUGUUGGAGGAGGAAUCAGCUGCGAGGAGCAAGACGGACAGUCCCAGGUAUAUGGUGGUAACUCUGGUGGGCAGCCAUGUGUGUUCCCCUUUGUUUUUAGUGGAAACACCCACUACUCCUGCAUCUCCGAGGGUCGAUCUGAUGGGCAGCUAUGGUGCAGUACCACCUCUGAUUAUGACAGCGAUGGCUUGUACUCAUUCUGUACCCAGAAGAAUCUGCUUGUGACAACCCGUGGAGGAAACUCGAACGGUGCUCUUUGCCAAUUCCCCUUCAAGUAUAAUGGACGCAACUACACCGAUUGCACAGCCGAGGGGCGUCGUGAUGGCAUGAAGUGGUGCGGUACCACUGCUGACUAUGACAGAGAGCAGAAAUACGGUUUCUGUCCCAUGGCUGCUCACGAGGAAGUCUGCACUGUUAAUGAUGUCAUGUACCGAGUCGGUGACGAGUGGGACAAGCGCCAUGAUACUCUUGGUCACAUGAUGCGCUGUACGUGCCAGGGAAAUGGACGUGGAGAGUGGAACUGCAUUUCUCACACACAGCUCAAAGACCAGUGUGUUGUGAAUGGACAGACGUAUGAUGUGAACGAGACGUUUGAUAAGCGCCAUGACCAGGGCUACAUGAUGAACUGCACGUGCUUUGGCCAAGGCCGUGGUCGCUGGAAAUGUGAUGCCAUUGACCAGUGCCAGGAGCCUGAGACCAAGGUGUUCUACCAGAUUGGCCAAACAUGGAAUAAAGUCAUCCAAGGCACCCCAUACAGAUGUUCCUGCUAUGGUAAUGGCAUUGGAGAAAUGGCCUGUGAGCCUCUGCAGUCUACUGCUCCUGUUCGGGUGAUCAUCACUGAAGCUGGAAAUCAGCCCAAUUCCCAUCCAAUUCAAUGGAACGCUCCUCCGUCUGCCCACAUUACGCAAUACAUCCUGAAGUGGAGAGUCAAAAAUACACGCACACCAUGGAAGGAGGUCACUAUUCCUGGCCACAUCAACUCCUACACCAUUUCAGGCCUCAAAGCAGGUUUGACGUAUGAAGGCCAGUUGAUCAGCAUUCUGCGCUACGGACCAAGAGAGGUUACUCGGUUUGACUUCACCACCACAUAUGGCUCUCUGGCCAAAGCAGAGGGUGAGACCACCCAGCCUCGACAAGUAGUGGACACCUCAGAGUCUGUUACUGAAAUUACCUCCAACAGCUUUGUCAUCUCCUGGGUAUCUGCAUCUGACACAGUGUCUGGAUUUAGAGUUGAAUAUGAACUCUCAGAAGAAGGAGCUCAGAAACGUGUGCUUGACCUCCCAAGAACAACUACAUCAGUGAACAUUCAGGAUCUUCUGCCUGGCCGUAGGUACAACGUUGAUGUUUAUGAAGUCAAUCCAGAAGGAGAUACAAAACUCAUCCUGACUACAACUCAAACCACUGCACCUGAUGCUCCAACCAAUCAUGAGGUCUCAAAUGUCCAGGAGACCUCCAUUGUGAUCAGAUGGUCCAAACCCAAAGCACCCAUUACUGGCUAUCGUGUGGUGUACACACCCUCAGUCGAGGGCAGCAGCACUGAGCUCAUCCUCCCUGAGACUCAGACAUCGGUGACACUGGGUGACCUACGACCUGGCCUGUCAUACAAUAUCAGCAUUUACUCAGUGGAAGACAACUUGGAGAGCGAACCUUUGGUCCUGCAGGCAAGCACAGCUGGAGAGCAACAGCCCGAGGAAAUCCAAGCUCCCACAGACCUGCAGUUUUAUGAGGUUACCGAUGUCAAGAUCACUAUCACCUGGACUGGUCCUCCUAAUGAGGUCUCAGGAUACCGUGUGACUUUUGCACCCGUAAGCACAGAUGGCCAGGCCCAGAGACCCCUUCAGCUUCCUGUGACACACAAUGCUUAUGCGGAGCUCAUGCGCCUUCAGCCUGGCACACUCUACCGUUUCCAUAUUUAUGCAGUCAGCGGAGGAGUGGAGAGUGAACCUCUGAUCGGGGAGAAAUCUACAAAGCCUGAUGCCCCUACUGACUUGCGCUUCACUGAUAUCACCGAUGACAGCGCUCUGGUCAUCUGGUCUUUCCCCAGAGCUCAGGUCACAGGUUAUCGUCUCUUCAUCAGCAUCGGCAGCUCCAGUCCCAAACAGCUGAGAAUUCCUGGCCACAAGUCUCAAUACAAGCUCCCCAACCUUCAGCCUGACACCGAGUAUAGAGUCACCCUGCACUCAGAGCAAGGAAACACUCUUAGCGAAGGAAUUACUGAUACUUUCAGAACAACUCAGCCCACGGGUAAUGCUCCUCGAUUCAACACUGAAGUCACUGACACUGCUAUCAUCGUCACCUGGAUCCCUGUUGCAAAAUUCAGUUACAGGAUGUCUGUGAAGCCUAGCCAAAGUGGUGAAACUCCCAGAGAAGAGACUUCUGGCUCAGGCCGGAUUUACAUUUCUGGACUGACUCCAGGACUGGAGUACAUCUACAGCUUGCAACCCUUGUUCAGUGGCCGAAAACAUGGCAGCCCUAUCACAAACAAAGUUGUCACAUCCUUAUCCCCACCAACUGAUCUAAAUGUGGAGCCUAACUCAGUCAACGGUGAACUCAAUGUCAGAUGGAGAGGCACCAAAAGUCCAGAUAUCACUGGCUACAGAGUGACAGGCACACCGAUCAAUGGGCAGCGUGGAGUUAGUCUAGAGGAGUCUGUACGAGGGGAUGAAACCUCAUGCAUUCUGGAGAACCUGAGUCCUGGUGUUGAUUACAAUAUCAGUGUCUACACUGUAAAAAACCACCUGGAGAGUGAGCCAAUCUCGACUUCUGUCACGCAAGAUGUGCCCAAGGUGGGUGAUCUCAGCUUUGUUGAUUUUACGGACACCACGAUCGGAAUUAGAUGGACCCCACUAAAAUACCAAGCAGUUACUGGAUACCAUAUUACAGUUGUUACGUCCGGCCAGAAUUUUCCCAUCUUGGAGGAUGUGGUGAACUCCUCCGUCAACUAUUAUACCAUUCGUGGACUGGAGCCAGGCAUCAAUUAUGACAUCAGUGUAUCCACCAUUACAGACGAGGCGGAGAGCGUACCCUCAGUGAUCACACAGCAGACCCAAACUGCUGUUCCAGCCCCCACAAACCUGUACAUUUCUGAGGUGGGCGCAGACAGCAUGCAUGUGUCAUGGACCGCACCUUCUGUUCAGCCAUCUGAAAUUAGUCGAUUUGUCAUCCGCUACCAUCCAACGAAUAAUGACGAUGACACUCAGGAAGUCAACGUAGGAGGUGGCACCACUAGCUUCGUCCUUCAGAACUUGCUGCCAAAUACAGAGUAUCUGGUGAAAGUGGUGUGCGUCUAUGAUGACAGAGAGAGUGAACCUGUAACUGGUAUCCAGAAAACAAAACUGGACUCCCCAACAAAUCUGGACUUCUCUGACGUCUCCACCAAUUCAUUCACCGUGCACUGGAUGGCCCCACGUGCAGUCAUUACCGGUUACCGCCUACGUUAUCAACCAACAAGUGGUGGGCGUGCUAAAGAUGAGAGACUUCCACCAACAAGAAACUACUUCACGCUGGUGAACCUGGCCCCUGAGACAGAGUAUACCGUUCAUAUUUAUGCCGUCAGCAGCAAUAUAGAAAGUCUACCACUUACUGGAACACAAGCAACUGUUUCUGAUGCUCCCACUGACCUGGCUGUGACAUCCUCCACACCCACCAGCAUUACCAUCUCCUGGGAUGCCCCGGCAGUUACCGUACGCUAUUACAAGAUCACACAUGGCGAAACUGGUGAAAGAGAUGCACCGAGAGAGUUCACUGUUCCAGGAACACAGUCUUCUGCCACCAUCCAGGGUCUGCGGCCUGACACAGAUUACACCAUUACGCUGUAUGCUGUGACAGGAAGAGGGGACAGCCCAGCAUCCAGCACACCAGUUAUCAUCACACACAGGACUGCGGGUGGAAGCAUUGCGUCGCCAUCAGAUUUAGAUGUUACAGAUAUUCAAGACAAUACCUUGACUGUACGCUGGACCCCAGCUAGAGGUCCCAUUACAGGGUACAGGGUAACAGGGACACCCAAGGGUGGGCAAGGUCCUACAUUCUCUGAACUAGUUGGCCCUGAGCGUACAGAAAUGACCAUCCAUGGCUUGGUGCCCACGGUGGAGUAUACAAUCAAUGUGGUUGCUCUCAGCCAAGAAGGAGAAAGCACACCAGUGGUCCAAAAAGCUACAACAACUAAUGAACAGAAACCAAAAGACCUGACCUUCACUGAUGUGGACUCUACCUCCAUGCUUGUGAAAUGGAAUGUUCCACGGGUUCCAGGAGUGACCUCCUACAGGGUUCUGUAUUCUAGUCCGGAGGAAGGCGAAAGAGAGUACCAACCUGCCUUAAGUGGACGUGAUAACAGUGUGCUUCUUCAAGGUCUGAACCCCGGAACCAUGUACAUCAUUAAAGUUAUUCCAAUGAAAGGACGCAACCCACUUCAAACCCUUGAGGGCAUACAGCAAACUAUCCAAGAAGACACUCAGCGCAUUGCUGUUCCUGCUCCCACCGAUAUUCAGUUCUUCGACAUCAGUCCGUCUUCCUUUAUUGUGUCAUGGCAAGCACCCAAUUCCAGACUUUCUGGCUAUCGUGUGGUGGUCACCCCAAGGAAUCAGCUUGCCACAUCCAAAGAAAUGACCAUUUCACCAGACUCUACGCAAGUCUUAGUGCCUGGGCUUGUGGUGGCAACCCCUUACAAUGUACAUGUCUAUGCACUGAGGGGUUCAGACAGCAGUCCCCCUCUUACUGGAGAAAUUACCACCGCCGACAAUAUUACCCCUCCUCGCCGAGUACGUAUCAGUGAUGUAAAAGACACCUCAUUCACUCUCGCAUGGCGUGCCGUCAAUAAUGAGCCAAUGACAGGAUUCCUUAUUGAAGCCACGCCCAAAAAUGGAGGUUACCCCACCUUUAGACAAACUAUUCCUUCUGACAGACGUACCUAUGUUGUCACUGGUUUGCAUCCAGGUGUCAUGUAUGUGGUCAACAUGUACACAGUAAAUGGAAACAUGAGAAGUCCUCCUUUCACAAUGACUGUAAACACAGCACGUCCAGCUGUUCAGUCUCCAACCAACCUCCAAUUCACCUCCCUAACCCCUAAUUCCAUCUCCUUCACUUGGCAAGCCCCUCCAACACACAUCACAGGAUAUUAUAUUACUUAUGAAGAAUCAGGUGGCUCACCUCGUGAGCUUUUUCCACGCAAUAAUGUUGGCCAGAACUAUGCCACUAUAGCCGGUCUAAAACCAGGCACUGAAUACAUUAUUAAGAUCAUUGCCCUUCUGAAUAACCAGAGAAGCGCACCACUAGUUGGCACAGCCACAACUCAGCUGAUAUCCGGUCUACCUAGCCUGCCCAGUCAUGGUGGCCGAGACAAGCUGGAUGUGCCAGAGCCUGACAACAGAAUUAAUACAGUGGGUCCUACUGGUCAUGAUUCAACGGAUGCGCACGGGCAGCACGUGGAGUACACCGAAUACAAUAAUCAGCCCAAACAACCCAACAUAGGUUACCAGCCUCAAAAUCGUCAGCCAAUCUCUCAACCUAACCAACCUCGACCACAGCCUUAUGUGCCUCAAGUUGGAGAGACCCUAGUCUAUGUCCCCCAGGUGGGACCCGAUGGGGGUCGUGUGCCUCAAAUUAUUCAGGUUAGUGAGAGGCCUGGCGAUGGCCAUACUUUUGGUUUUCCAGAGGACAGGACAGGAAGGCCGCAGGAAGCUCAGACCCAGACUACCAUCUCAUGGCAGCCCUUCCAGCAGAGUUCUGCCUACCUGGUAUCAUGUCAGCCAAUCACCCAUCCAGAUGAGAAGAUGUUCCAGAUGCGUGUCCCAGGAACAUCCACAACUGCCACUCUUAUUGGUCUCACCUCUGGUGCGUCCUAUAAUGUCAUUGUGGAGGCCUUGAAAGGAGCCCUCAAGCACAAAAUCCUAGAGGAAGUCGUCACUGCUGGAAAUACAGUUCCAGGAGAUGCUACAUCCAGCAAGGACUCGUGUUAUGACACUUUCACGGCCACUCACCACGAUGUCGGAGCGGAAUGGGAGCGCAUGUCUGAUACAGGCUUUAAACUCUGGUGUAGAUGUCUUGGAUUGGGAAGUGGACAUUUCAGAUGUGACUCUUCCAAAUGGUGUCACGACAGCGGAAAUAACUACCGCAUUGGCGAAAAGUGGGAGCGUCGGGCAGAAAACGGUCACUUGAUGAGUUGCACUUGCUUGGGCAAUGGCAAAGGAGAGUUCAAGUGUGAACCACAUGACUCCAUAUGUUACGAUGAUGGAAAGAUGUACCAGAUUGGAAACCAGUGGCAGAAAGAAUACUUGGGGGCCAUCUGCACUUGCACAUGCUAUGGAGGACAACAGGGUUGGCGAUGUGAGAACUGCAGAAGGCCAGGUGCUGAGAUAAAUGCUGACUUGCUUAGGCCUGUGCGCCUUAACAACGGCCAAAGGGUGAAUAUUCAGUGCCCCAUCGAAUGCCUCCGACCAGAACUUCUUGCAGAUGCUGUAGUCAAUCCCAAAACCCAAGAGUGAAACUUCAUCCGACCGUGACGUUCUGCCCCUCCUCAUGUGUCGUUUCAUGUGGGACAUGUAAUAAAAGAUGUGAUGUAAUAUGGAAAUGUACUAAUCACAUACUGCCUUAAAGCCGCCCUGUUUGUUACCACAUCUCUACUGCCGUCCAGCUGCUGCUUUACAGCCAGUCUGUGUUGAUGCUAAAGUUGCAUUCACUCACAGUUUUUAAUUGGCUGUUCUUUAUUUUAAGAAGUUUGAUUGGAUUAAACUUUUGUUUGCUAGCGUGAGUUAUACCUUAAAUUGAAAAAAGGUUCAAAUAAUUGCAAUAUUAAAGCAAUCUCCCUUGUUUUUCCCCCAUUUUUGAUACUGCAACAAUGAGAAUAAGCACAUUCCAUGCUAAAACAUAGUUUUUUAUGUAAAGCUUUCCAGUUUAACUAAAUUAGACCCCUCUCCACCCUUCCAAAAUAAAAAAAAAAACUACCAUAGCAGUAUUUCCAGAGGAUUCGAGCCUUUAUGAAUGGACAAAUGUGAGACAGUCUUUUAAAAUAAGUGAAUAAAAGCACUGCUUUAGAAGAAUGUUAGAGCACCACUGGGGUACACGAAGAUACCAAAACAUCUGAAAUUGUCUGUGAUCAUUUUUCUAACAUGGCUCUGUUAUUUAGACAGUCAGCACUGUUUUCAGAUUGUUUCAAUUUGCAUAACUCUUUGAAUGUUUAUCCCCUUCAUUCUGAAGUGUUUGGAUUGUAUAGAAUGUUAUUGGUCUCACUUGACCGUCCUUGUUUUACUGCCGACACCCGCUUUCAACUACUGUUAAAUCCAUUAUUGAUAUAUUGCGAAACUCAUGACGUUGUAUUUAUGAAAUCUCGCUCAAAUCAAAUUGUUUUGGAACAAAGUUCUAAAUGACACCAUGCAAAAACAUCAAUAAAUGGAAAUAAACCCUUAAUAAAUA